Molecule: messenger RNA, 342 nt
Organism: Brassica napus (rape)
Lineage: Eukaryota; Viridiplantae; Streptophyta; Magnoliopsida; Brassicales; Brassicaceae
Exons: 1
Coding region: 1-342 (113 amino acids)
Source: RefSeq, a predicted model, not a curated record
AUGAAGUCAAGUACGGCAGGUGUACCAAUCGCAGGAUCAGCGGUGGAGCAAGUAGAGCAAGUGGUGGGAUACGUGAGUUUAGGAUACCCAUUUGGUCUACUAGCCUCUGUUCUCUUUGGACGGCACCACAAGGCCAUUCUCUCAUCCCCCAAACCCAAACUCUUCGUCAUGGGAACACGAGACGGCUUCACCAACGUUAGCCAGCUCAAGAAGAAGCUUAAAUCUGCAGCGGGACGCACCGAAACGCACCUCAUUGAAGGAGUUAGCCAUUUCCAGACGGAAGGACCUGAAUAUGAUUCUCAGAUGGCCGAUGCCAUAUGCAAUUUUAUUUCAUCCUUGUAA